AUGCUCUCAGGAAUACUUCUUUUCAACCAGAAGGGCGAGAAUCUGAUCUUUCGCCAAUUUCGAAACGACUGUCGGCCAAGACUGUCUGAUGUUUUCCGAAUCCAAGUCAUAUCGAACGCCCAAGUCCGUUCUCCAAUUCUCACACUCGGGUCAACUACGUUCUCCCAUGUAAAGCACGAAAACAUCUACAUUGUUGCUGUGACCAAGAGCAACGCCAAUGCCGCAUUAGUUUUCGAAUUUUUGUACAGGCUGAUCGCGUUAGGAAAGAGCUACUUUGGGAAGUUUGACGAGGAAGCCGUGAAGAAUAAUUUCGUGCUGAUUUAUGAACUUCUCGAUGAAAUCCUGGAUUUUGGGUAUCCCCAGAAUACAGAAACUGAUACACUAAAGAUGUACAUCACAACAGAGGGGGUAAAGUCUGAGCGAGCAAUAGAAGAUUCAACACGCAUCACUAUGCAAGCCACUGGUGCUCUCUCGUGGCGGCGUGCGGAUGUGAAAUACCGUAAGAAUGAAGCCUUCGUUGACGUCAUCGAGGACGUGAAUCUUCUCAUGUCUGCCGGCGGUACCGUCCUUCGGGCAGACGUUUCGGGGCAGAUCAUAAUGCGUGCUUACCUCUCUGGCACCCCGGAAUGCAAAUUUGGUCUCAAUGACCGACUUCUGCUCGACGGAGAUGGACUUACUAGACCGUCUGGAAAUAAAAGUGGCACCAAGGCAACAAGAGCUGCUGCUGGAAGCGUGACACUUGAGGAUUGCCAGUUUCAUCAAUGUGUAAAACUCGGAAAGUUCGAUACCGAUAGGAUUAUAUCGUUCGUACCUCCUGAUGGAGAGUUUGAGUUAAUGAGAUAUCGUGCAACGGAAAAUGUGAAUCUGCCAUUCAGGGUGCAUGCUAUAGUGAACGAAAUUGGGAAGACGAAGGUUGAAUACCAGGUCGCAAUCAGGGCGAACUAUGGUACUAAGCUCUUUGCCACUAAUGUCGUUGUGCGUGUCCCGACACCCUUGAAUACAGCUGGUAUUCAAACUCGGACGAGCCAAGGAAAGGCCAAAUACGAACCCUCAGAGAAUAUUAUUGUUUGGAAGAUCCCUCGUUUCACCGGCCAGAGCGAAUAUGUUCUAUCCGCAGACGCUACCCUCACAUCGAUGACGAACCAGAAAGCUUGGUCACGGCCGCCAUUGUCGCUCAGCUUCAGUUUGUUGAUGUUUACAUCCUCGGGCCUCUUGGUACGAUACUUGAAAGUAUUCGAGAAAAGCAAUUACUCAAGCGUCAAGUGGGUUAGAUAUAUGACAAGAGCGGGAAGCUAUGAAAUCAGAUUUUGA
Messenger RNA from Morchella importuna, 1311 nucleotides. RefSeq lists its product as uncharacterized. NCBI's taxonomy places the organism in Eukaryota, Fungi, Ascomycota, Pezizomycetes, Pezizales, Morchellaceae. Bases 1 to 1311 code for a protein of 436 amino acids. Gene Ontology annotation, biological process: intracellular protein transport; clathrin-dependent endocytosis. The record is from RefSeq and is a predicted model, not a curated record. Gene Ontology annotation, cellular component: AP-2 adaptor complex; cytoplasmic vesicle. The transcript has 5 exons. Gene Ontology annotation, molecular function: clathrin-cargo adaptor activity.